Messenger RNA from Nicotiana tabacum (common tobacco), 1610 nucleotides. NCBI's taxonomy places the organism in Eukaryota, Viridiplantae, Streptophyta, Magnoliopsida, Solanales, Solanaceae. The record is from RefSeq and is a predicted model, not a curated record.
CCAUUGGAGAAUUGUUAGCUCUUAGAACAAUGACUCUUACCAGAAAUGAUGCUAUUAAGGAGCUGCCAGAAUCAGUUGGGAAUUUGCAGAAUCUUGUCAUACUGAGAUUGACCAGAUGUAAGCGACUUUGCAAAUUGCCAGCUUCAAUUGGGAAACUAAAGAACUUAGUACACCUGCUAAUGGAGGAGACUUCAGUAACAAAAUUACCUGAAACAUUCGGGAUGCUAUCGAGCUUAAUGAUUCUGAAGAUGGGAAAGAAGCCUUUCUGCCAGGUAUCACAAAGUACUGAAACCACAAAACCAGCUACCUACACAGAAAGGGAAACAGCACCUGUUGUGCUUCCUUCGUAUUUCUCAGAGCUAUCCAUGUUACAAGAACUUGAUGCCCGUGCAUGGAGAAUAGUUGGGAAAAUACCGGAUGAUUUUGAGAAACUAUCAUCUUUGGAGAUCAUCAAUCUUGGUUUCAAUGAUUUUUCCCAUCUCCCGUCUAGUCUGAAAGGACUACCUUUCUUGAAAGAGCUCCUUAUUCCCCACUACAAACAGUUGAAAGCUAUUCCUCCUCUUCCCUCAAGUUUGCUCAAGAUAAAUGCUGCAAACUGUGGAGCCCUAGAGAGUAUGUACGAUAUCUCAAGAUUAGAGUUCUUGCGCGAGCUAAACCUUGCAAAUUGCAUGAGUUUGGUAGACAUCCAAGGUAUCGAAUGCUUGAAAUCCUUAAGAAUGCUACAUAUGGCUGGUUGCAAUGUCUCCUGUGCCUCUAUUGUUAGAAGCAAACUUGAUAAGGUUGCUGUGAAAAACUUGUAUAAUUUUAGCAUUCCAGGCAGUGAAAUCCCAAGUUGGUUAACUCCAAGCGAGGUGCAUUUCUCAAGGCACAGAAACAAUGAAAUUAAAGCAGUGGUUAUUGCCAUAGUUGUGUCAGUGAACUGUGCUAAACUAGAUGAUUUAAGGGAUGAAUUGCCUGUAAUAGCUAACAUCCAUGCAAAAAUCGUUAGAGCAAAUCGAGCAGUAUAUACUACUGGUAUGUACUUGGUAGGAGUCCCAACUACGCCCGAGGAUCAAGUUUACUUGUGCAGGUAUCGAGAUUAUCAUCCAUUAGUAUCUAUACUCGAGGAUGGUGAUAUAAUACAGGUGGGAUUGGGCAACUUUCCCAUUACAGGGAUUGAACUAAAGAAGUGUGGAAUACAUUUAGUUUACGAAAGUGAUGAUGAUUAUGAAGGUAAUGAAGAAUCAUUGGAUGAAAGCCAACAAUCUGUAUCAGAAAGAUUAACAAGGUUUAUUGGAGCUUCUAAUAGAGAGAGCAAUGUCUUCAGCUCGAACUCAGCUCAAGAAGAUGGAGAAGAGGAAAGAAGGCAUAACUGUUUUAGUUUCGUUAAGGAGAUUUUCCGUGCUUUAAAGUACCUUCUCUUUAGGCGAUUUGCAUCCUUCCUUCUAGCAUGAAGACUUUGUUUUAUCAAGCGUUGCUUCUCCCAAACUGCAGAAAGCUCAAGUUUCUCCCUCUAUUUCCCUCGAGUUUGGAAUGGUUAAAGCAAACUGCUCCGCGCAGGGCGACGAAUUUUGUGGCCUAAAGCCAAAUUUUAUAAGGGGCCUUAAUUUUUAAAAUUUCAUUAUUAUUAU